Messenger RNA from Amphimedon queenslandica, 1238 nucleotides. RefSeq names its product 2'-5'-oligoadenylate synthase 1A-like. Lineage: Eukaryota; Metazoa; Porifera; Demospongiae; Haplosclerida; Niphatidae. The record is from RefSeq and is a predicted model, not a curated record. Gene Ontology annotation, molecular function: double-stranded RNA binding; 2'-5'-oligoadenylate synthetase activity. The transcript has 7 exons. The coding region runs from base 86 to 1036 and encodes 316 amino acids. Gene Ontology annotation, cellular component: membrane; nucleoplasm; cytosol. Gene Ontology annotation, biological process: regulation of ribonuclease activity.
UGCAGCCCUUCCGAGUGUUGCAUAUUAUAUAUUCUAAAAUAAAUGUUGCGCUAAGGAGAGAAAAAUAUUAGAUCUAGCUGCAACCAUGGCACAUCCAUUGCUGGGAUCAAGACUUAUAAAGAAGCCAUUAAGGAAAGCUCGUAAAGCUGUUAAUAGAAUUGCAACUGUCCUUCAGGCACACCUCCACAAAGAUGCUGGCAUUGUAGUGAGUGAGAUUAUUGAGGGUGGAUCAUUAGGGCAGGGUACUUGUGUUCCAAUGAAGUUUGACGUUGACUUAGUCAUCUUUUCAAGAAGUAUAACACAUGAAAUGAUCAGUAACCCUGAUGAGCGGAAGGAAAUAUUAACCAAAGUGCAGCAAUGCCUGAUUCGUCGCUUAAAAGGAAACUAUGUGGAUGAUAAAAUGACACAAAACUCUGUCCAAUUUAAAUAUAAACAUUCGCCUGGACAUACUAUUGAUGUUGAUGUGCUGACAUCCCCAAUGUGGGAAAGUGCAGGGGAAUUGUCACAGUACAUAGCUGACCAUUGCCCUGAUCAAUACUAUCAUUUGUCAGCAGGGGCUUCCAAAUGGCAGACAGAUUUUAUACGACAUCAAAUGCCAAGGGUGAAGGAAUACAUUAAGAGAGCCAAGUAUUGGAAGAAGAGCAUUGAUUGGUCACCUGGUCGUGAGCCAUCAUCAUACUUGAUGUCUUUGUUAGUUAUUAAAGCAUCAGAUUUGGUUGGAGAGCAUGUAACUGGAAAAUCACCUCCAUCAUUGAAAAAAAUGGCAGCUAGAAACAUUUCAGAAAAAAUAAAAGAACUUGUCAAGAGCCAUCAUGCAAUUGAUAUACAGUUUCAGACUCAAUACAUGUUCACGACAGAAGCACCAGCUCAACCAAGAGUGAUCGAUCCUGCUAAUGUUUGCAAUAACUUGUAUGAGACAGGGUUUGGGAAACAAGGCAGGAGAGAUGAACCAGGAGAUUACUGGGAUGUGUUUGCUAAGAAAAUUGAGAGUUUGGAUUUAAGCAUUCCAUUUGAAAGGCUUGGCCCCCUACCUUAACAUGCUUAACGACUAUUGCAAUUAUGUGUGGACUAUUUUUUGCUGCAUUUUUUAAUUUCUAGUUUAGUUAUUGUAGCAAUAUUCCCAUGUAAAGUUUGGGUAGUUAGUUCUCUUUGCUGUAUCAUUGUUUUCUUUGCUGUGUCACUGUUGUAGCUAUAGUGAGAUUUUUAAUAAGUUUUGAUCAUUUUUAAGGAAAAUUAUA